Messenger RNA from Salvelinus sp. IW2-2015, 2262 nucleotides. RefSeq names its product G-protein coupled receptor 143-like. NCBI's taxonomy places the organism in Eukaryota, Metazoa, Chordata, Actinopteri, Salmoniformes, Salmonidae. Gene Ontology annotation, molecular function: L-DOPA binding; L-DOPA receptor activity; dopamine binding. The record is from RefSeq and is a predicted model, not a curated record. Gene Ontology annotation, cellular component: plasma membrane; melanosome membrane. Gene Ontology annotation, biological process: G protein-coupled receptor signaling pathway; cell surface receptor signaling pathway; melanosome organization.
UGUGGCUUCUUACCAAUGUGGGGCAGUUAAACCCUGACUGGAAGGAUUAAAUAGAAGCACAUGAUGAUUCAACCCGUGAUUUUCACUUGAAACAGACCUCAUUCCACGGACUAAAUUAAUGAAUUUUCCUUUCUUUUCUCCCCUGACACCGUAGCCUGCUUCUUUCCAUCGAGUCCGUGAUGGCAUCCCCAAGGCUGGAGACGUUCUGCUGCCCAAACCGAGACGCAUCGACCGAAUUUGUCAUUACUUUUCAGCCCCUCUUCUUUGGCGCCAUUUGCAUCGGUAGCGCAAGUUUAAGUUUGAUAUUUUCUAUUUUACAAAUUUUGCCCAAACGUAGGGGUUACAGGCGCCUUGGACAGUACCCUCUUCCCAAACCAGCGUCUUCGUCGAGAAUAUUGUUUAUCAUCAGCAUAUGUGAUAUACUGGGAUGUGCAGGUAUCAUAGUGAGGUCAUCCAUCUGGCUGGGCCUGCCCAACCUUGUCAGAGGGAUCAAUGUGGCCAACAACAGCGACAUGUGGCCAGAGGUGUUCUGUGUCGGCAGUGCAAUGUGGAUCCAGCUGUUCUUCAGUGCAUCUUUCUGGUGGACCUUCUGUUACGCUGUGGACGUCUUCCUGGUGGUCAGAAGAUCUGCAGGAAUCAGUACCAUCAUCCUCUAUCACAUGAUCACAUGGGGUCUGGCUGUGUUGCUGUGUGUGGAGGGUGUGGCUAUGCUCUACUACCCAUCCAUCUCCAGCUGUGAAAAUGGCCUGCAGCAUGCCAUUCCUCACUACAUUACUACCUACGCUCCUCUAAUGCUGGUGCUUAUAGUCAACCCUACACUGUUCGCCAGGACUGUGUCUGCAGUGACAGCAUUAUUGAAGGGACGACAAGGGAUCUACACAGAAAACGAGAGACGCCUGGGAACAGAGAUAAAAAUGCGCUUCUUCAAAAUCAUGCUGGUCUUCUUUAUUUGCUGGCUUCCCAACAUCAUCAAUGAGAGCCUGCUGUUUUACCUGGAGAUGCAGACGGACAUAAAACCCAGUGACCUGAAAAAUAUACGAAACACAGCCAUCAUCACUUGGUUUAUCAUGGGGAUCCUGAACCCCAUGUCAGGCUUCCUCAACACGUUGGCCUUCCAUGGCUGGACGGGCUUUGACGUGGACUGCAGCCUGCAGAGGAGAAGGGAGCUGGCCUGGGAUUCAGCCUCCACCUCGGCGGCUAACGUGGGGGGCUACAACCCCAUCGUGGGCUCCACCCUGCUCUACCAGAGCCACGUCCAGGAGGCCAAGAACAUGACUGGCAAGAACAUCAAGGGCAAUGGGCAGCCAGCCUCCGACGCCAUCAGCGUCCUAUCAGAAGGUUCAGAGUCUAGUACAAUUGAAAUCGACAUUUCCACUGAGCACCAAGACUAUGAGGAUAUAGACGCAGAUGGAGAAUCAUUGGGGAGUUCUGCAAGGCACUAGCUGGAGCCACAAGCUGCUGCAUCACCUGCUGCCAGCCUCCACUAUCCAUCUUGUUUUGUCUCUCCCCCACUGAGUUUUAGACCCUGUUCCCAUCCGCUGUUUGAAAACCCUCAACUCAGACACCUCUUUAGAUCCAACAGCAGUGUUAAAAAUGAUCUGUCUACCUGUACCAUUUCAGUUAUUUCGCUCUUAAGAACUGCCAUUUAAUUACUGCUGUAGCACAGUCAUAGGUUUGACGUUGUCACAGAACAACAUGACACAUUUGGCCACCAGUCUGCUCCUCAUGUCGUGAUGAUACAUAACAGGACCAGUUAAUUUGUCUCAGCACUGAACACACACAGCCCUCUUAAAUCGCCAUUUGCUAAAGACAGUGUGGUGUUACAUUAUUGAACUAUCACCUGUACAGUAAUGGAAUAGUCCCCAAGGCUACCUUAUAUUCCUGCUUUAGCAAACUGGCUCAAAUUAAGAUCUUACAUCUGUAUUACUGCCCUUUAAAUGUGCCUUACUUACUGCAGAAGCAUGUAUGCCUAUAUGACUUGUUCACAUAAUUAGCCCCCAAAAGCAUAAAAUAAUGGGAAUAUCUUUCCUGAGAUGCUAUUUARGGGAAAACAAUUUGUAGUUAAGGUUUUUAACAUUACAUUUUUUACAUUGCACUUUSAUUCUAUUUUAUACAKUAUUAAACAUMAAGCAAUUGUUGAGGUUUUGUGGUGUUAUCUUUAACCCAAAUUGAAGCAGGGUUUCAGUGCAUUGUCAUUUCAAAUUUGAUAAUGUAUCACAAGCUAAAUGAUAACAUUAAAUAUCUCCCACAGUGCUACACUAA